CCCGUUUCCCCACCUGCGGGCCUCUCCUGUCCUGCCUUCCAGUUCAUUUUCAGCCUGCCCGCCUCGCACGGCUCCUCCCAACCAGGAAAGCUCUCCCGACCCACUUUCUCAGAUCCACGGGGGCCUCUCCUCUGGCCUUCUGCCAGGCUUUCUCGAAGUCAGGCUUCUCAGCAGAGUCACCAGGUGGACAAGACUCACGCCCUGGCAGAUGACAGCUGGAGGCCCUUUGACCUCACGGCCUCCUCCCACCCGUGAACUAGAGACCUCCGUGCCCACCUCCCUGGCUUGUGGGGAACAGCAGAAAACUGCAGUAGGGACAGGCACAAAGUGGCAGUCUCUUCCAUUUUGCCCUCCCCUCCCCACCUAGCACGCAGGAAGUGCCAGAGCUCCGCCUGCUGGCCGCAGAAGCCACGCCCAGAUCGGGAGGGGGAGCACGGCCGGCCUGGGGGCGUGUUUGUCAGUGGGCAGCCGAGCUGGAGGAACGGAUUACCUAAUCUGGUGUUGCAAGGCGCCGUAUCAGUGGGCUUUGGCAGCACCCCGUUAUCAUAAUCACCCUGGGAAACGGACGGGUCUGUAAUUAUUGUCCCAUUUGAAACUUGGGGAAACUGAGUCCCAUAGAAAUUGGGGGUCUCACCGGAGGAUUGGAAGAGACCUAGACACUCGGGCCUUUUGGGUGUGAGAAGGCGUCAAAGUUGGCAGGGAGAGGGCGCAGUCACCCGAGGGCUUGGGAGCAGAGAUGGGGUGCGCCCAUGGGCCAAGCCAGAUCAUGUGAUGCUUGAGGCCCGUCACCGUGUGGGCCGGGCUGGGCAGUGCAGCUCCUCCCUCUGGCCCCGCCUGGCCCGCCAAGUUCACAGGUCACCUCCUGGGCCCUUGGUCACUCCCUCUCCCUGACCCCGAGGUCCCUCCCCCAGGUGGUGGAGCCCAGACCACAGUUCCCGAUGGCCUUUUCCGGGGACCAGUGAGCUGCUCCAGGGCGCGCAGGGCCCCUCCUACCCAGGGCCUCCCAGCCUUUCUCUGCAGCCCGGCAGCUCCACCCACUCUGAAUUCCUUUGGGCCCCCGGUGCCACUGGGCAAUGGGCAUCAGGAGGCUUCGGAGGCUGCCUGUGCCCCGGCUCUGAGCUGCUCCAGGUCUGCAGACCGGCUGGGUGUGGGCAGCGGACAUGGCCCAGCCACCGGCCUUUGUCCUCAAUGUCCCUGAGACCCCGGAGGACCCGGACCUCUGGGACGAGGGUGAAAUGCACCACUCCUUCCGCGAGCUCAUCCAGGAGCAGAGCCAGUGCGUGGCGGAGGAGGGGCUGGAGCUGCAGCCCAGGGGGCCAGGGGCUGGCACCCUGGAGGCCUCAGGCAGUGACCACCAGGCCCUGCUGGGGCCCGAGGGUGCCGUGGUGCACAGCACGGCCACGCUCCGCAUCUUGGCCAGCAUGCCCAGUCGCACCAUCGGCCGCAGCCGAGGCGCCAUCAUCUCCCAGUACUACAACCGCACGGUGAGGCUGCGGCACAGGGGCAGCCGGCCUCAGCUGGCCGACCUGGGGCGCUCGGCCCGGCCCAGCCUCCGGCUGUACGACCUGGAGCUGGACUCCACAGCCCUGCAGGAGGAGGAGAAGCGGGUCCUCCUGGUGAAGGAGCUGCAGGGCCUGACGGUGGCCCAGCGGGACCACAUGCUCCGGGGGAUGCCCCUGAGCCUGGCCGAGAAACGCUGCCUGCGGGAGGAGACCUUGACCCUGAGGGGGAAGCGGAGGGGCCAGCACGGCCGUCGCGGGCGCCUUUCCUGCUACAGCCGGCUCCGAUAUGCCUGUGUCCUGGCCGGGCGCGACCUGGGGCUGGGGCUGCUGGCGGGGCUGCAGGCCCUGGCGCCGUGGCGCUACGCCCUGAAGCGCAUCGGCGGCCAGUUCGGCUCCAGCGUGCUGUCCUACUUCCUCUUCCUCAAGACCCUGCUGGCCUUCAACGCGCUCCUGCUGCUGCCGCUGCUGGCCUUCAUCGUGGGCGUGCAGGCCGCCUUCCCGCCGGCGCGCCCCGGCUCUGUCCGCGCCUUCACCGGCCUGGAGCUGCUCACGGGCGGGGGCCGCUUCACCGACACCGUCAUGUACUACGGCUACUAUAGCAACGCCACGCUGAACCAGCUGUGCACCCCUCCGCCCGACGGUGGCCAGUGCGCCCCCGAGGAGGGUGGUCUGCCCUAUAACAUGCCCCUGGCCUACCUCUUCACCGUGGGCGUAGCUUUCUUUAUCACCUGCAUCACCCUGGUGUACAGCAUGUCCCGCUCUUUUGGGGAGAGCUACCGGGUGGGCAGCACCUUGGGGGCCCACGCCAUCACCGUUUUCUGCUCCUGGGACCACAAGGUGACCCAGAAGUGGGCCUCCCGCCUACAGCACGACAACAUCAGAACCCACCUGAAGGAGCUGCUGGCCGAGUGGCAGCUGCGGCAGGGCUCUCGGAGCGUGUGUGGGCGGCUGCGGCAGGUGGCCGUGCUGGUGGGCGUGUGGCUGCUGUGCCUGGGCAUCACGUUCGGCUGCACGGUGGCUGUCUACGCCUUCUCUGAGCUCAUGAUCGAGAGCCCGGUGUCUGCCGAGCGUGAGGGGGCGCAGCUGGCUCUGCCCCUGGUGGUCUGCCUCCUCAACCUGGGGGCUCCCUACCUGUACCGCUGCCUGGCCGCCCUGGAGCGGCACGAGUCCCCAGUGCUGGAGGUGUAUGUGGCCAUCUGCAGGAACCUCAUCCUCAAAAUGGUCAUCUUGGGGAUUCUUUGCUACCACUGGCUGGGCCGCCGGGUGGGCACCCUGAAGGACCAGUGUUGGGAGAACUUCGUGGGCCAGGAGCUGUACCGGCUCAUGGUGAUGGACUUCCUCUUCGCGCUGCUGGACACGCUCUUCGGCGAGCUGGUGUGGAGGCUCAUCUCUGAGAAGCAACUCAGGAGGGGGAAGCCUGAGUUUGACAUCGCCCGGAAUGUUCUGGAACUGAUUUACGGGCAGACCCUAACCUGGCUGGGGGUUCUCUUCUCGCCCCUGCUCCCCGCCAUGCAGAUCAUCAAGCUGCUGCUGCUUUUCUACGUCAAGAAGAUGAGCCUGAUGGCCAACUGCCAGGCGCCCCGCCGGCCCUGGCUGGCCUGCCACAUGAGCACCGUCUUCAUCUCGCUGCUCUGCUUCCCCUCCUUCCUGGGCGCCGCCAUCUUCCUCUGCUACGCCGUCUGGCAGGUGAAGCCCUCGAGCCUCUGCGGCCCCUUCCGGACCCUGGACACCAUGUAUGAGGCCGGCAAGGUGUGGGUGCGACGCCUGGAGAAGGCCGGCCCCAGAGUCUCCUGGCUGCCCUGGGUCCACCGAUACCUGGUGGAGAAUACUUUCCCCAUCUACCUGGUGUCGGCCCUGCUGCUGGCAGUGAUCUACCUCAACAUCCAGGUGGUCAAGGGCCAGCGGAAGGUCAUCUGCCUCCUCAAGGAGCAGAUCAGCAACGAAGGGGAAGACAAAAUCUUCUUAAUCAACCAGCUUCACUCUGUCUACGAGAGGAAGGACAGGGGCAGGGCUGGUCGAACCCAGGAGGCUGCGAUGCCCCUGAAUCUGCUCACAGGUGAUCAAGACGCCCGGUAGGACAGCGAUGGGGCUGACAGGCCUGGCGGCCCUGCCUUUGCUCACCAGCUCAUCCUGUGUCACCCUUGGUUCCCACGGCCCUGCAGGCACAGACGCCGACCUGGGAUCACACUGGCCUGCCUGUGACUCUAUUUAUUCUGAUUAAAUGUUUUGCAAAGUGG
Pteropus alecto (black flying fox) is the source of this 3739-nucleotide messenger RNA. RefSeq names its product transmembrane channel like 6 (gene TMC6). The record is from RefSeq and is a predicted model, not a curated record. Gene Ontology annotation, molecular function: mechanosensitive monoatomic ion channel activity. The transcript has 22 exons. The coding region runs from base 1161 to 3578 and encodes 805 amino acids. Gene Ontology annotation, cellular component: plasma membrane. NCBI's taxonomy places the organism in Eukaryota, Metazoa, Chordata, Mammalia, Chiroptera, Pteropodidae.